AACAGCAACACAUAGUGGUAGGAAUUAAACUGAUCUGCGGCAGAUUAGAUAGACGCCCAGUGGGAACAUCAGGGGACAAAGGUACUUUAAGGAGCUGCGUCCAGACGUUGCUCUCACACCUGGGAGAUGCGACCAUGGCCACGUUGAGGAGACAGUACGUGGUGACCAGGCAGGUGUACUCCGAGGACAGCUUCGCCGAGGGACACCAGAAGGUCUCCAGAGUUCGUAAAACCAUCCUGGACCACGUCAAGGAGUAUCUGAGCUGCGAUUCAAAACGGGCCAAGAAUGCUGCACUCUCUCUUCUGCCCAUUAUUGGCUGGAUGAGGAGCUACAGACUGAAGGAAUGGCUGCUGGGGGAUGUGGUGUCCGGGAUCAGCACCGGAUUGGUUGCUAUUAUGCAAGGACUGGCGUUCUCCCUGCUGGCCUCACUGCCUCCCAGCUACGGCCUGUACACGGCCUUCUUCCCUGUACUCACGUACUUUUUCCUCGGUACUUCGAGACACAUAUCAGUAGGAUCUUUCCCGGUCCUGAGCCUCAUGGUGGGCGCCGUGGUGACCCGUCUGGUCCCGGAGAACUCGCCACCGGCCAACAUCACAGACUUUGAAGGCCUGACUCCGGACCAGCAGAGAGUCCUGGUGGCCUCGUCCGUUACCUUCCUGAUGGGGGUUUUCCAGCUGGGCCUGGGUCUCCUGCAGGUGGGCUUCGUGGUCGUGUACCUCUCAGACACACUGGUCUCUGGCUUCACCACAGCCGCUGCCGUCCACAUCCUGGUGUCCCAGCUGAAGUUUGUGUUGGGGCUGGAAGUUCCCGGCAUCAGUGGACCGCUGUCCAUCAUAUACACCCUGGAGAAGAUCUUUGUCCAGAUCACCUCCACCAACAUCUGUGACCUGCUCAUGUCCAUCAUCAUCAUGGCCGUCGUGUUCAUUGUGAAGGAGCUGAACGACAAAUACAAGAGCAGACUUCCUGUUCCUGUUCCUAUAGAAGUCAUCAUGGUGAGGGGAUUUGAACCUGCGACCUUACAACUGUUUCACACAAAUGAAUGUGUUGAGUUAGAAAUAUGGACAAAUCCCAGAACUUUUUUUUCCCUCCCACAGACGGUCAUUGCCUGUGGAGUUUCCUACGGCUUCAACUUCGAGAAGAGGUUCAACGUUGACAUCGUAGGUAAAAUGGUUCGAGGGUACGAGUCUCCGAUAGCACCCAGCGUGGAAAUCAUGAAAGAGGGCGCUGUGGAGGCCUUUCCGAUCGCCAUAGUGGGCUUCGCUGUCGCCUUCUCCGUGGCCAAAGUUUACUCCAUCAAACACGAUUACACCAUCGACGGCAAUCAGGAGCUGAUAGCCUUUGGAGUUAGCAACAUAUUCGGAGCCAGCUUCAGGUGUUUCGCAGCUAGCACAGCGCUCUCCAGAACAGCCAUACAAGAAAGUUCAGGAGGGAAGACGCAGGUUGCAGGUCUGAUCUCAGCCAUGAUGGCUAUGAUCGUAACUUUAGCUCUUGGCUUCCUGUUGGAGCCCCUUCCAAGGUCGGUCCUCGGGGCGCUGGUGAUCGUUAACCUGAAGGGCAUGUUGAUGCAGUUCAGAGAGAUCCUGUACCUGGGGAGGAGAGACGUCCCCGACUGUGUGGUGUGGGUGGGGACGUGUGUGGGUUCCAUCCUCCUGGGCCUGGACCUGGGUCUGGCUGUGGGCCUGGGGAUAGAACUGCUCACCGUGGUCUUCAGGACUCAGUUUCCUCGUUGUUGCGUCCUGGCUAACAUCCCAGACACUGACCUCUACAGGGACCGCAAAGACUAUCAGCAUAUAUUUGAACCUGAGGGGAUAAAAAUCUUCAGGAUUCCUUCUCCCAUCUUCUUCGCCAACAUAGAAUUCUUCAGGAAAAAGUUAAUUGAUGCUGUUGGGUUUAAUCCUCUCAGAGUUCUGAGGAAACGGAACAAGGCACUCAGGAAGCUCCGUAAACUGUGGAAGGAAGGGAAUCAUCACAUGACCGAGAAAGGUGUGACCAGUGAAUCGGAUGAUGAUCCCGACACGAACACAGAGGAGUUGGACCGGCCCAGUGACAUCACAGGACUUCCCUUCCACGUGGACUGGAACGCCGAUCUUCCCACCAACAUCGGUGUUCCCAGAGUGGACGUCCACAGCCUGGUGUUGGAUUUCUCUGCUGUCUCCUUCCUGGACAUCUCAGCUCUGAAGGGACUCAAAAUGGCGAUCAAGGAGUUCAUCCGAAUUCAUGUGGACGUUUACGUCACUUCAUGCGAUUUGAACAUCCUGGAGAAAUUACACAACUGCUUCUUCUUUGACGAUGAGAUCGUGACGUCCAUGUUCUUCCCCACCGUUCAUGACGCCGUUCUGCACGUGCUCCAAAAACACAAGAACAAAAAUCGAGGCGUGAGCUUCAACCAAACUAAAAUGUAGAAGAGCUUCAGUCUCCGGACGCCUCGCAUCAGACGUGCAAAAAGAUUUGAUUUUUCCAGAUCCUCCGUCUCUCUUCAACUCCAACUUCACUCUUUCAUUUACAGAAAGAUGCUCAUACUUCAGGCAAAUAUUAAAAAAAAAAAAUAGAAAAAAGAAAUACUGUAACAUCUGGUUCUGCUACUGUUUUUAUAAUGAAAACUGUUUCAAUAUUUUAACCAUGGCUCACAUUAAAAACAGAAUCCAGUUACUGAGGCUUCAGUUUCAUCACCUGCUCAGACCUACAGUACAGAGACAGGAUUUAACAUCUCCACUAUGACCGUUAAUGUCCACCAGAGGUCAGUAACAACCCAAGUAAAUCCACACCAUGAAACAAAUAAAACCACAUAUUUGAACAAAUGUGUAAUGGUGUGAACACCUGAAGAAGGGGAGGAGCCAAUAAGACAUGGAAAAAAGGAAGUGUCACACAGGUCAAAGGUCAAAGCAGAGUUCUUCUCAACCCUGUUGAUGUAAAACAUCACUCUGUAAACACCGAGGACAGAGCGACUUCUAAACAUCUC
Cynoglossus semilaevis (tongue sole) is the source of this 2959-nucleotide messenger RNA. RefSeq names its product chloride anion exchanger-like. Gene Ontology annotation, cellular component: membrane. Lineage: Eukaryota; Metazoa; Chordata; Actinopteri; Pleuronectiformes; Cynoglossidae. Gene Ontology annotation, biological process: sulfate transmembrane transport. The transcript has 18 exons. The record is from RefSeq and is a predicted model, not a curated record. The coding region runs from base 135 to 2402 and encodes 755 amino acids. Gene Ontology annotation, molecular function: secondary active sulfate transmembrane transporter activity.